CCUCGCCACUUGGGCAAAAAAGAGACCGGGGACAGAUCCUGCCAACCUGUGGGAAACUUGGAAAAAGUUGGUGAAACUUGGAAAAAGUUGGUGAAACUUGGAAAAAGUUGGUGAAACUUUGAAAAACUUUCAAAGAAAACUGAGAAGCUGGUAAGAAACUGGAAGAAACAUUUGACAAAACUCACAGGAACUUCUGAGAAAUUUUUAAUAACUGGAACUUUCAGGAAACUCAGAAGAAGUUUUAAGAAACUGAGAAGCUUUUGGACGACAGGAUGCAAACUUGGGGACACUGGAAGAAUCUCGGUUAAGAACUUGGAGAAAGAUUUAUAGAGAAAGUUCUGGCAAAAAAAAACCUUGCAGAAAGUUUAAACCAGCUGGCAAAACAGGGAAAGCGUUUGAAAAUUGGGAAAAGCUCUGGAAAAGGAUUUGAGGGAUUUGAACGAAACGGAGAAAAUAUUGGGGGAGAAACUUCAUUAAGAUGAUUUGAAGCUCCUGGAGAAACGAUUGAAAAAAUUGGGAAACUCAGUUAAUAAUUUCCAGCAAUAAUUCCUACAAUUUUGGAGAGGUUUAAAAAAAAGUGGGGGAUAUUUCUACACGGCUCGAUAAGCCCUGGGAGAAGUUUCCAGAAACGCGAGGGAGAAACAGGGAAGUCUUUCUGGCAACUUGGGAAGAAGGGAGCGAGAGAUUUCGGCCAGGACUGGGACUCCGACGCAGGCGGGUCUGGGAUCCCUCCGCGGUCCGGGGAGAGGUCGGGAUCCGACGAGAGGAAGCGGGAACAGACCGGGAGUGGGGAACGCCGGCUGGAUGAUGUCAGAGCCGUCCGUGCCCGGCAGGAGCACCCUCGGCGAGAUGUGGCAGAGGCUGAGGCCGCGGAGGAAGCAGGGACUGGGGGUUGGCGAACUACACCUGCUCCAGCAGAAGAGAAUCCAGGAGGACCCGCUGUUCCUGGCCGUCCAGGAGAACAACGUGGGAGGGAUUUGCAAACUACUGACCAGCGGAUCAACAGACGUCUUCCAACGGGGAGCCCUGGGGGAGACCGUGCUCCACGUAGCCGCCCUCUACAGCAACCUGGACGCCGCGAUCGUGCUCUUGGACGCCUGCCCCGAGCUGGUGAAUGAGCCCUCCGUGUCCGACCUGUACCAAGGGCAGACGGCGCUGCACAUCGCGGUGGUGAACCAGGACGUCCGGCUGGUCCGCGAGCUGCUGUCCCGCGGUGCGGACGUUCGGGAGGCCCGAGCCACCGGCAGCUACUUCACCCGGGGUUCCCACAACCUGCUCUACUUCGGGGAACAUGUCCUCUCCUUCGCCGCGUGCACUGGGAAUGUGGAGAUCAUCCAUCUGGUUGUCGAGAGCGGGGCUGACAUCAGGGCGGUGGACUCCAUGGGCAACACCGCCUUGCACAUCCUCGCCCUGCAACCCAACAAGACCAUCGCAUGCCAGGUGUAUGACCUCAUCGAGGGCCUCGAGGAGCCGGACGCCUCGCUGAGGGCCAGACAGCUCCCCAACAAUGAGGGGCUCACGCCCAUCAAACUGGCCGCUGUUGAGGGCAACGUUGUGAUGUUCCAGCACCUGAUGAACAAGAAGAGGGUGGCGCAGUGGACGUUCGGGCCAGUCACCAAUUGUCUCUACAAUCUGUCCGAGAUCGACUCCUGGGGCGAGGACAACUCCGUCCUGGAGCUGGUCGUGGCCAGCAAGAAAACCGAGGCUCUGUCCAUUCUUGAACUGCCUCCCCUCAAACAGCUGAUCUCCCUCAAGUGGAACCGAUACGGCAAAUUCUACUUCCGGAUGCUUACCCUGCUCUAUCUUGUUUACAUCAUCACCUUCACCCUCUGCUGCGUCUACCGUCCUCUGAAACCGCGCCCCAGCAAUGUCACCGACCCCAGGGACACCACCAUCUUCGUGCAGAGAACACUGCAGGAAGCGUACAGCGGGGCAGGUGAUCAGAUCCGGCUGGUGGGAGAGGUGAUUAGUGUCAUGGGUGCCAUCGUAACUCUGUUUCUAGAGAUCCCGGACAUUCUCCGAUUCGGCGCCUGGCGAUAUUUCGGGAGAACCGCUCUCGGGGGACCCUUCCACGUUAUUAUUAUCAGUUACGCCUGUCUGGUCCUGCUGAUUCUGGCCCUGCGUCUGACGGACACCCAGGGGGAGGUGUUGGCCAUGUCCCUGGCCCUGGUUCUGGGCUGGUGCAACGUCAUGUUCUUCGCCCGAGGGUUUCCCAUGCUUGGGCCUUUCACCAUCAUGAUACAGAAGAUGAUCUUCGGAGAUUUGCUUCGGUUCUGCUGGCUGAUGUUCUUGGUUCUGCUGGGGUUCACAGCAGCUUUCCACAUCACGUUCCAGACGCUGGAGCCGGACCUGUGGCCGCACUUCCGGGACUUCAGCACCUGCCUGUUCACCAUGUUCCAGCUGUUCCUGGGCCUGCUCGACAUUCCCAUCAACUACGAGAAGUGGACCCCGGCCAUCAUCAAGGUCCUCUACGUCUCCUACAUGGUGUUUGCCUUCCUGCUGAUGGUGAACCUCCUCAUCGCCAUGAUGGGGGACACCCACUGGCGCGUGGCGCACGAGCGAGACCAGCUGUGGAGGGCGCAGGUCGUUGCCACCACCAUCCUCCUGGAGAGGCACAUGCCGCGAUUCCUGUGGCCGAGAGUGGGCAUCGACGGGGAGAGUGUGGGUCUGGGCAACAGCUGGUACAUCAGAGUGGAGGAUCGGAUUGACGUGGGGGGCCUGAAGGUCCGACGGUACGCCCAGCACUUCCGGCCUGCGGAGCCAGCUGCGUCCCGCGAGAAGGGGCAAGGAGCGCUGGCGGGGCACGGCUGGGAGAUUGUCCGACGAACUGCUCUGCAGGGCGAGGGGCCCGACAGGGUCUAUCACGUGUGAACGGGGGGCGGUGGCGGG
Mobula hypostoma (lesser devil ray) is the source of this 2889-nucleotide messenger RNA. RefSeq names its product transient receptor potential cation channel, subfamily V, member 6 (gene trpv6). Gene Ontology annotation, biological process: calcium ion import across plasma membrane. The coding region runs from base 805 to 2871 and encodes 688 amino acids. Gene Ontology annotation, cellular component: plasma membrane. Lineage: Eukaryota; Metazoa; Chordata; Chondrichthyes; Myliobatiformes; Myliobatidae. The record is from RefSeq and is a predicted model, not a curated record. The transcript is spliced from 15 exons. Gene Ontology annotation, molecular function: calcium channel activity; protein binding.